AUGUUGCAGAGAGCAGCAAGCAAUGCCUAUUCAUGGUGGUGGGCUGGCCACAUUCGGACCAAACAAUCCAAAUGGCUCGAACAAUGCCUCCGAGAUAUGGAGGAGAAAGUACACGAAAUGCUGACAAUGAUCGAACAAGACGGCGACUCGUUCGCCAAGAGGGCCGAGAUGUACUACAAGAGGCGCCCCGAGCUUAUCAACUCCGUCGAAGAGGCUUUCAAGGCGUUCCGCUCCUUGGCCGAUCGCUACGACAUGUUAUCCAAAGACCUCCAAAACGCCAACCACACCAUCGCCACCGUCUUCCCCGACCAGGUCCAAUUUGGUUUCGAGGAUGACGACGACUUCCCCAUGUCGAAGCUUCCCAACCCCAUCACCCAUCCCGUCGCACCCCCCGACAUCCCCCAAGUCCCAAACAUGCCGAGUAAGGACUUCAAAAGAGCCAUGUCCGCCGCAGCGAAGCAGCUCCAAGCGAAGAAAUCGUUGCGAGCGCGAUCCCUUGUCGAAAAUGAGGAAAAACCGGGCCUAACCCGGGACAAAGCCUUGGAGGAGAUCAACAAGCUUCAAAAGGAGAUCCUCUCGUUGCAGACGGUGAAGGAGUUUGUAAAAUGCUCGUACGAGAGCGGCGUGGCCAAGUAUUGGGAUAUCGAAAACGAGAUUACGACAAUGCAGAAGAGGGUGUCGAGGUUACAGGACGAGUUCGAUAUUGGGAGCAUCAUCGACGACAACGAGGCGAGGACAUUGAUGGCGGAGACAGCCCUGAAAUCAUGCCAAGAAAUGCUCGUGGCGGUGCACGAGAAGCAGGAGAAGAUGAGUCGGGAGGCUCGGGAAGAGUACGAAAGAAUUGAGGCUGCGUACCAGCGCCUUCAGUCGAUCAGGGAACGGUAUUUGCAAGAAAAAACAGUCGCAGAAAACUCGAAGAAAGACGUUCGAGAAUUCGAAUCGGUGGUCGAGAAAGGACAAGAGGAUGGCUCGGACCCGAUGUUCGGUCCAAACAUGACGGUGUCUGAGAUGGCGGAGAAGAUCGACAAGCUUGUGAGCAAAGUGAUCGGCUUGGAAGCAACCGUUUCAUCGCAGACAGUUCUCGUCGACAGUCUGCGAUCCGAAACAGACAAUCUCAACACACAGAUUCAGACACUGGAGGACGAGGAGAAUCGAGCGAAGGACACGGAGGAGUUACGGGAACGAGUGAGGAAGGUCGAGGAGCAGUUGAGUCGAGCUCAGGAUUUGAACGAGAACGUCCAGAGCCAGCUCGCCGAGCUAUUGACGAACUUCAACGAGGCGAAAACGAGCCUCGACUAUUUAUCGGAGAAGCUGAGCAGCGUCAAACCGGAUGAAGAGGUCGAACACGAAAAUGACCACGACCACGACCCUUCCGAGGAUGAGCCAGCCUUGUCUGAAUCAGACAAGGAUGUCGAAAACAGCCCCUACGAUGCACAGGCUCCGAAAGCCAAGAAGGAAAUAAGGAAGACGGUGUCGCGUCUUUUGGACAGGAAUCCAAAGGACCCGAAGGUAAGAAAGGACAUCUGUGAAAAGGAUGACGACGACAACGAGGUGCAAGAAAGCGUCGAGAAGCUGAAUUGGCAAGAGAUGCUCUUGAAUGGUACGGAGGAUGGCGAAAAGAUACUCAUCAAAGAAUACACGACUCUUCUACGGAACUACAAAGACCUCAAGAAAAAGCUCCGGGAGACGGAGAUCGAAAACGACAACCAGUUCGACGCAACUUUGCAACUAAGCGAAAUGAAGAAUAUCAUCACUGAGAAGGACGAAGAAAACCGGUACCUUCGCGAAAAGCUCGAGUUGCUUCAGGGGAAGGUCGACGAAAAAGAAGAGGAUGUUCGGGACAAAUACAGGGAUGAAGAGAUCAAGUCGAUUUACAUCGAAAAGCUUCCAUCCCUAUCGAAUGUCGAAGAAAAGAUUCGAUCAGAGAUCGAUGGGAUACUUGACGAUAACUUGGAGUUCUGGCUAAGCUUCAGCACAUCAAUCCGUGAGGUACAAAAGUUCCGGACCGAAGUUCACGACCUGCUGAGCGAAAUGUCGAAGCUCAGCGACAAGAUACAGCAGUCGGGAAACGUAAACUCGAUGAAGUCUGAGGCAAAGGCAAUGUACAAACAUUUACGCGAAAUCCAGCGGGGGCUAUCGCUAUGGUCAGAUCAGAAUGCGUCGUUGAAAAACGAACUCCGGAACAGAUUUGCAUCACUGUGUAGCAUUCAGGAGACAAUCGCGAGGACGUUAAAGGAAGAAGUCGAGGGAGAUGAGAUCAGAUUCGGCAGCCAUCAAGCUGCAAAAUUUCAAGGCGAAAUCAUGAACAUGAAACAGGAGAACAAUAAGGUAAGGAAUGAGCUUCAGGCAGCCUUAGACCUUGUAAGAAUACUUCAGAUCGAAGUCGAGAAAAUGCUGAGGCAGCUGAACCAAGAACUUGGCAUAGGCAGCGAGGAUCCCGAAAACCAAAAACGCCCGAAGGUCCCUCUCCGAGCAUUCCUCUUCGGGACGAAGAAGAAGCACAAGACGUCGCUUUUCUCAUGCAUGCAUCCGAACAAACGGCACACGGCGUUAAAAGAUAGCACACGAAGGACGAAACAUUGAGCACAGAUAGAUCGAAAGGAAAUAGUGUUUAUU
Andrographis paniculata is the source of this 2616-nucleotide messenger RNA. RefSeq names its product kinase-interacting protein 1-like. The transcript is spliced from 2 exons. Gene Ontology annotation, molecular function: actin binding. Bases 1 to 2583 code for a protein of 860 amino acids. NCBI's taxonomy places the organism in Eukaryota, Viridiplantae, Streptophyta, Magnoliopsida, Lamiales, Acanthaceae. The record is from RefSeq and is a predicted model, not a curated record.